AUGAGUGGAAGUUCAACAGGGAGCCAGUUUUAUCGAGCUCCACCAUAUGCGACUGGUACAAUUACUGCCGAACAGCAGGUAGCGGUGGGAAAAAUUGGCGGCCCUAGCAAAAAAGUUCAAAUCGAUGAAAGUAAAUUCGGUAAACGAAAAUACAACAAAGGAAGGAGAGUUCAAGGCCACUGGGUAUUGGGAAUGGUAGAGGACGGCAGCGACGAUUUAAGGUUAGAAGUAUGUCCGGACAACGUACGGUCUUCCGAGGUGCUCAUACCUCUAAUUCAAAAGCAUGUCGCAGAAGGUACAAUAAUAUAUACCGACUGCUGGAAGGCAUAUGACUGCUUGACAAGCACGGGUAUGAGCACCGCCGUGUAAAUCACAGCGAUCCUGACAAUCCAUUUGUUGCCGAUGAUGGAACCCAUUCGCAGCGCAUUGAGUCCCAGUGGCGGG
Molecule: messenger RNA, 444 nt
Organism: Zeugodacus cucurbitae (melon fly)
Lineage: Eukaryota; Metazoa; Arthropoda; Insecta; Diptera; Tephritidae
Exons: 3
Coding region: 1-369 (122 amino acids)
Source: RefSeq, a predicted model, not a curated record